Molecule: messenger RNA, 1588 nt
Organism: Ceraceosorus guamensis
Lineage: Eukaryota; Fungi; Basidiomycota; Exobasidiomycetes; Ceraceosorales; Ceraceosoraceae
Exons: 4
Coding region: 204-1556 (450 amino acids)
Biological process (GO): protein monoubiquitination; DNA damage tolerance
Cellular component (GO): nucleus; Rad6-Rad18 complex
Molecular function (GO): metal ion binding; single-stranded DNA binding; ubiquitin protein ligase activity
Source: RefSeq, a predicted model, not a curated record
UGAACAUCGCAUGGCGCAGCAUUAUUAUUGUUACGCGUCUUCGUUCACACUUCCUGUCUUUGUACAACGACAACCGUUAAUCGUCAUCGAUUUGUCACAGAUCAGGUCUCCAUUUUCGCUCCAGCGAGCAUUCCCGGCUACGGCUACGAAGCGCACAAGACAAGUACGACAGCGUCGGAAGUCGCCUUCUGUACCGCAACUCGAUGCCCCUCAACUUUGCCUCCGCCUCUGCCUCCACCUCUGCCGCGCCAAGAUGGGAUCUCAACGCUGCCGACGACCCAGCAGAUUGGGAGGAUGAAUUUUCCUAUCUCAAGCCUCUGGAUGCCGCUUUGCGGUGCGAGCUUUGCUUUGAUGUUUUCAGAGCUCCCGUCUCGUUGCGCUGCGGCCACACGUUUUGCUCGACAUGCGUGCGCAACGCCAUCAAUCAAGGUGGAGCAGGAGGACAGGAAUGUCCAAAGUGUAGAGCAAAGGCGCAGGACUCUCAUCUGACACCACAGAUUGCUCUCGAGACGGCGGCCGAAGCUUGGAGGGAUGCUAGGGCGCGGCUUUACGACUUGCAGACCGCACGCAAAGCUGCUGCAGAAGGAGCCAAGUCAGAAGCUACUUCGCCUCGCGGGCUCAAGCGCAAGGCGAGCGAAGAGCCGAAUACGUCUACCUCGAGUUCUCGGACCGCUCUCUCACCACCCAACAGCUCCCUGCGUCAGACGAGAUCAUCAUCACGAAGGCAAGAGACGAAUGCUGUUGGUCCAUCCUCCAAGCCAGAGUACGUCGUCGUCUCCGAUGACGAUGACGGUGACGUGUCUUAUGUACCCUCGAAUCACGCAUCACCCAGCAAGCGUGGCAGUCCUUCGAAGAAGUCCCCAGCUAAAGCCCCUCCUGAAGCUGAUGCCAGUGAGAGGGUGCAGUGUCCUUUGUGCAGUCACACUUUCACGCUCGCUGCCCUAAAUCGUCACUUGGAUCGAGGGGUACCUUGCUCGCCAGACGAUCCGCCUCCUAUUGCAGCUGAAAGUGGUCUUGCAACGCCAAGAAGCACGAUGAGCACAGGCUGGUUCACUGCCAAGGCACAGGGCAAUGGCGCCAGCAUUCCUAAGGGAGCCAAGCUCGUCCGCCCUCCCUACGUCUCCCUCAGGGAAAAGCAGAUCCGGGAGCUGCUGAUGGAGCACAGGCUAAGCAUUGCGGGAAGCAAGGAAAGGAGGAUAGAGAGACACCGGCAUUGGGUCAAUAUUUACAACGCAAACUUGGACGCGUCCGAAAGGAAUAGAAGGACUGUAGCACAGUUGAGGAGGGAGAUGGAGGAGUGGGACAAGGGACAGGACGAUGCGGAGCGACAAAAAGCGCGAGGCGGUGCCAUCUCGGAGAAGCGAGCCAAGGAUUGGGCGGGUCACCACAAUGCUCAAUUUUCCGAGCUCACUGCAGCUGCGAGAGAUUCUCACAGACGCAACAGAGAGGCGCAUCGUCCCUCUAAUCAAGUCGACUCUGGAAACGGGCGACAACUCGACGCCCCCGUGCCAACCUUGGCACCGGGGGCCGAUUCCUCUGCAGAGACCUCUGUAUAGCAAUGACAUUCCUGCGGCAUUGCGUGACAAAU